Stegastes partitus (bicolor damselfish) is the source of this 4346-nucleotide messenger RNA. RefSeq names its product tripartite motif containing 45 (gene trim45). Gene Ontology annotation, cellular component: nucleoplasm. Gene Ontology annotation, molecular function: ubiquitin protein ligase activity; protein binding; zinc ion binding. Lineage: Eukaryota; Metazoa; Chordata; Actinopteri; Pomacentridae. The record is from RefSeq and is a predicted model, not a curated record. The transcript has 8 exons. Bases 1 to 1722 code for a protein of 573 amino acids.
AUGUCGGAGCAGAGCGCAGACAAACCGCCGCUCAGUCCGGAACAGAACGGCGACUCUGUGAACCCCAGGGCGGUCUGUCCCGCGUGUCGACGGCUGUACCGGGACCCGCGGAUCCUGCCCUGCCUGCACACCUUCUGCUCGGACUGCAUCGCCCAGCUGGAGCCCUUUUCCGCGUCUCCGCCGCGCGGCCGCCGCGACGCGCCGGAGGCGGAGGACCGAGCCGCCGUCACCGUGCUCUGCCCCGACUGCGACUCCGAGGUGGACCUGCCUCCGUCGGGGCCGGCCGGGCUGAGCGUCGACCACCUGGCGCUGGAUGAGGUGUUCCUGGAGACGCUGGUGAGCGACGGGCCGCUGGGCUGCGACCUGUGCGGCGAAGGAGGCGCCGAGAGCCGCUGCGAGGUUUGCUGCGUCAACCUGUGCGCGUUCUGCUGCCAGGCGCACAGGCGUCAGAAGCGAACAGCGUCCCACUCCGUUCAGGCUCUGGAGGACCUGAAGGCCCGAGGGCGCCUCUGCCGGCCCGUCUUGUGCUCGCUGCACCCCGGCCAGGAGCUCCGGCUCUUCUGCCAGCCCUGCGACCUCCCCGUCUGCCUGGAGUGCGCCGCCACGCUGCACCGCGACCACCGCUGCUGCCCCACGCAGGACGUCAUCGAUCGCCACGGAGACCGCAUCCGGGAGCUGGUCGCCGGGCGGCUGCGUCCUCGACUGGAGCGUCUGGAGGAGUCGCUGCAGAAGGUGGAAUCUUCCCAGGAGGCUCUGCAGACGCGAGUGGAGGCGACGGCCAGCGAGGUGAGGGCGUUCGCUCGAGGCUACGCCAGCGCCGUGGAGCAGCACUGCGUGGCGCUGCUGCGUCGCCUCGAGGAGCUCCGAGUCCAACGAAGGAACCAGCUCCACCUGCAGGGGGCGCAGCUGCGUCAGGCGCUGCUCGACGUCCGUGGCGGCGUCGAGUUCGCCGAGCGGCUGCUGAGCUGCGGCUCCGACGCCGAGAUCCUCAGCGCCAAGGGGGUGACGCUGAGGAGGCUGACCACCCUGUCGGAGCGCGGCUACGACCCCCGCCCGGCAACCGUCGCCCCCGACGACGACGACGGCAUCUGCUUCAUGGCCAGCGAGCCGGCGGGGGAGGUGGAGGGAUACCCGGUGGUCGGAGUGAUCAACUCCAGGACGGUGGACGUCAGCAGGUGCACCGUCGAAGGAGAAGGUCUUCAGAGGGGCGUCCAAGGCCAGAGAGGAACCUUCACCCUGGUGUGCCGAGACCCGGCCGGAGAGCAGAUGGCUCGAGGUGGAGAAAACGUCCAGGUCAGCAUCGUCCACAAGGACAAGAAGAACUGCACGGUGGAGACGACGGUGGCGGACAACAGCGACGGAUCCUACAGCGUUUCGUUCACACCUGAGGAGCCGGGAGUUUACUCGGUGUGGGUUUGUGUCAAAGCCCAACACGUGAAGGGUUCUCCGUUUGCUCUGAACGUGAAGAGGAAGCUGAGGAGCCACAGCGGGACGUUCCACUGCUGCUCGUUCUGCUCCAGCGGAGGAGCUAAAGAGGCUCGAUGUGGCUGCACAGGAACCAUGCCAGGAGGCUUUAAAGGCUGCGGUCACGGCCAUAAGGGACACCCGGGGAAGCCUCACUGGUCCUGUUGCGGCAGCACGCUGCAGCAGUCCCAGUGUUUGCCUGCUAGCGUCCUGGCUGCAGUUUCCUCUCGCGGCCACCUGAGAACGGUGGAGCUGUGAAGGCGCCGAGACGACCCGUCCGGAUGAUGCAAGUCCGCGCAGGACGGCGGCAAGACAAGGUUUCCCGUUUGAAAUCUUGGGACGACUGGAACAGAUCAGACGGAGGAAGUGAAACUGUGAAGACACAGCGAGUGACGUAAGCCGACGGCGAUGCAGCAGAAUGUGAGAUCAGCCCUGAGAGCUCUGGGCCUGUUGCUUCAGUCUUUAUACAUCACAUAGAGACAUGUUUAUUACGCCCAUGUUGGUGUCUUGUUCUCACCACAUCACCUGGUUUAUGAUCUGACUAUUAUUGCUUCACUUUAACCAACUAUAUGAACAUUUUGGGCUCAAAAACACACAAAAAAUAUAAAAAUCUGAUUUGAAAAAAUAUAUUUAUUACAAUAAAAACCACAAACGUGCUGAACGAAGCAUUUUGAAAGAUGAAAAUGUGACCAUAGGUUCCAAAUAUGAACAUGAAAAGAUAGAUUUGAUAUAAAAUCAAACAAAUACCGUAAUUUCUGGACUAUGAGGGCACCUGAAUAUCAGCCACACCCGCUAACUUUAAAAAGAAAACCAGUUUUGUGCAUCUACAGGAUGCACUUGUCUCUAAGCUGCAGGUGUCCACGUUGUAACAUGAGAUAUUUACACAGAAAGAUGUUUUUAACUUUUAAUUCAAUACGUACACGAAUACGUGAGAAAAAGUAGCAGCUCAUAGUCCAGACAUUACGGUAAUAUACGAAGCAGGUGUGUCUUUCUUUCUGUUUUUAUCGAUUCCACUCCUGAAAACAGUUUGUGUCCAGAAUGAUGCACAUCAGGAGCUGCACUUCAGGGACUUUCUUUCACUUUCGUUUUGUAAAACCACAAAAAAUUCUAAAGAUGUUGACAGAAAUGCGACGCGUGUUUCAUACGCAAGUUUUUUUUCACACGUUCAUAGCAUCAUAUCUCCGGUUUUACGUGUUCUAUCGACGUGAAACUCAAACUGGGAGAGAGUUUAAAGUCUGAACUUUCAAGUGAAGGUGCCGUGACACCUCGAACAUGUUUUAUUAUUAUAUGAUGCUGGUGUGACGGCGGACCUCGGUGGAGGGUUCAGUCUUAAAGUGCCUUUUGGUCUAAACGCUGCUAAAGAAGAAAGACAAUGAACAUCUACUCCUGAAUCUAAUGUGUUAAAAUGAUGCAGUUUUCCUCGAUAACACAACCUCCAAUCUUGUACCGAUGAGCCGUAGGACCCGGUUGUGCCGCCAGUAAUGAACCACUUCGGUAAACAGAGAGCGUUCUGAGAGUUGAGCUCAUAAAGGAGCACCGUGACAGAGACGCUUAUGAGGUUUACUGACCUCAAGCCAAAAAAGAGGAAGAAGGUAGGACAGUGAUUUCACAUUUCUGCUGCACGUCUUACAGUCGGCUGUGCAGCUCGUCAACACAUUUCUGCAAAACAACAGUUAAAAAUAAGAAAAAUAUCCGUCAUAGGUCGGAGCUGGUAGCUUCCAAUUUCCUCUAAUUCGAUUUGGGACGUCCUGAAGAGGAAGAUGUGCCGUGUUUGGUGUUUGGUUCGUCUUUCUGCCGUCAGACUGAUUAGUUUAACCCUCAAUCUGUUCCGUUAAUCUGACGAAGCGGACUUUGCAGUAAAAGUCGUCUCACGAGGUUAAACAGACUGAUGUUAUGGCGAUGUUACACAUCCCACGUCUGAGAAGAAUCACCACAUAGCACAACUAAAUAAAGUACAAAUAAACAUGAAAUAUAAAUCCUCAAACACAACUACGAGGCUGUAAAACACACUGUAAAGUUUUGUUGAUCAGCGUGUUUAGUAAAGAACAUAUUAAACAAUCUACAGACUGUAUAUUUAGCAUCAAUAUUCUACUUUUAUUUAGACUUUUUUAGCGAUGUCAUGUAUUUAUAAAGAUGUUUCCGUGUCAACAAAUACCACCAUGAUGGUAGGGGUCACUUAGUGUCAUCUCAUUUCUGCAGCUUAUUUGUUGUUUUGUCCUUUUCUGCUGCUGUACUGUCACAUCUUCCUGCUCACGACAUUAUUACUGAAAAACACCUGCACAUUUAUUAUUAUUAGAAUGUAGAAUUUAAUGCUAAUGAAUACCGACCAGGUGCGUAAACUUACCAAAUAAUUCGUACUGACCUCCUACGUAUUUGUUGCGUCUAUUAGAAGUGACAGUUUAGUGAUUUUAACUCCAGAUGAUUCUGCUGAUAAUCACAGCGUGCUGCCAAAUACUGUCUCAGGUUGUGAAUUCUGAUUCUACUGUAAACGGAAGCAGCUCAGUGGAGACUGGAGCAACACAGAGUCUCACCCAGAAGGUUAAAGCUCAGCUUUCUGCCUCCUCCACCGUGUGCAGGAGAUGAUUUCUCAUCAUUGUUGGUGGAACAAUGAAGUCAAUCUGCACACGAUGACGGUUCUCCUUCUGCAGCUGCUGCUUCACGCCGACUCCUCCAAGGUUCAGUCAAACGUUUGUGUAAUGUUUUGUGUUCUGAAUGAGACGAACGUGAGCUUUUUUAGUACAACUAUGCAAAUGCCUAAAAUCUUCUCGACUUGUGGUCCAACAUCUUCAGAACAACCUCUGAAACGCUGUGAACUGUACGUUCAUGUGUGUGUUCUCGUUUUGCAGCAUUUUUUACUGAAGAAAUAAACCUGAAGAGUGAAA